Molecule: messenger RNA, 1121 nt
Organism: Anastrepha ludens (Mexican fruit fly)
Lineage: Eukaryota; Metazoa; Arthropoda; Insecta; Diptera; Tephritidae
Gene: Der-1
Product: derlin-1
Exons: 5
Coding region: 147-902 (251 amino acids)
Biological process (GO): endoplasmic reticulum unfolded protein response
Cellular component (GO): endoplasmic reticulum membrane; Hrd1p ubiquitin ligase ERAD-L complex
Molecular function (GO): ubiquitin-specific protease binding; misfolded protein binding
Source: RefSeq, a predicted model, not a curated record
UCUGACAAUCUUCUAAAAAACAAAUUCACGAAUACCACGGAACGUUAAUCUCUGCACAUAUUGUUCGUUGCAAAGGAAAUUACUCUAAAAAUCAUUUAUAUAUUAAAAAGUUUCAACUUGGAGUGUAAAUAUAACUUAUUUUAAAAAUGACCGAUCCAGGUCAGUGGUAUAAUCAGUUACCCCGCUUUACACGCUACUGGAUAACAUGCACGGUUGUGCUAAGUCUGCUGGCCCGUUUCGGCAUAUUGCCUAUGAACUCGGUGUACUUAAGUCGCCAUGCCGUAUUGGGUCAUUUGCAAUUAUGGAGAUGUGUGACCGCAUUAUUUGUCUACCCACUAACAUCAGCGACGGGAUUUCAUUUCCUCAUUAAUUGCUAUUUCAUCUCGCGUUAUAUAGCGCAGCUGGAAAAGGAGCAAUUUGGUCGUAGUCCAGCGGAUUAUUUGUAUAUGCUACUAUUAGUCGCAUUUCUCGCCAAUGUUGGUGGUUUGUUAUUCAAUGUAUUUUUCCUGAUGGAUCUAUUGGUGGUAUCAACAACAUACAUUUGGUGCCAGUUGAAUAAAGAAGUUAUUGUGAACUUCUGGUUUGGCACACGUUUUAAAGCUAUAUACUUACCAUGGGUGUUGGCGAUCAUGGAACUAGUAUUCCAAGGAUCGAUAGCGUCGCUAAUUGGUAUAUUUAUUGGGCACUUUUAUUACUUCUUCAAAUUCCAAUAUCCACAAGAACUUGGUGGCGGUGCGUUUUUGGAGACACCGAAUUUGUUAAAACAAUAUGUGCCAGAUGUGAGUGGUGGAUUUAGUGGAUUUGGCGAACCACCGGUGAGCCGCGCACCUCAGCGGCCAGCACCAGGCAAUCCUUAUUUCGGCAACACUUGGGGGCGCGGUAAUCAGUUAGGUCGAAAUUGAAGAGAAACUGAAACGAGAGUACUAUGGUAAUGCCGUAAUUUAUCACUGCACUAAUUUCUUCUAACAUGAAUGGUGAACUUAAAACAACGCAUCAUAUAAUGGCAUAUGUGGUUAUGUAUAAAUUUAGUAUAAAUUUUUGGUAUUCAAUGUUCACACGAAGAAUGUGAUGGUAAUAGCUUUGUAAAUAGUAUAAUAAAAACAACAAAUCUAUUAUAACAA